Molecule: messenger RNA, 647 nt
Organism: Danio rerio (zebrafish)
Lineage: Eukaryota; Metazoa; Chordata; Actinopteri; Cypriniformes; Danionidae
Source: RefSeq, a predicted model, not a curated record
GUGGAUCAGAAGCAGGAGAUCAUCUGUGAAAUCAUUCAGCAAUCAUGCGUCUGUCCUCAGCUUUUCAUCAAAUGAUCAUUUUGUCCGCUUUGCUUUUUCUUUUGUGUGCUUUUACAUCAGGAGAUCAUCUUUUGCAGGUUGCGUACCCUGUUCCCACCAGGGAUUCUCGUUUCGACCGCAAAGAUACAGUUUGCUGCAGGACACUUACGACAAAUGAACCACAGAUCAAAAUAAAUAGCUGUUACUUCCUUCAAGAAAUAAGCAAGUGUCUUAAGUCUGUGCUGUUCAUUGAUGUAAAGAACAAGAUGCACUGCAUAGAUCCGACAGCUCCAUGGCUUGAGGCAAGAAUAAAGCGUCUAGAAGAGAAUGGGGUAAAGUGUAUAAAAACAAAAGCACAUUAGGACUGGACAUCGGAGAACUUCACUCAGACCUUGAUCUUCACUAUGCUGGAACUACACCAGAAAGAGAUUUUCAUCCAGUAGUGUUACUUUACAACAUAUUCCUGCCUUAAACUGUAAACACACAAUUCUGUGCUGGGAUAUAAUAGAUUUGAGAAAAGCUUUUUGGUUUACUUUUUACUAAACUGUACUGUAAAAGUUGUCCUUUGACUUGACAUAGCGAAAAUAAAGAAAAACAACUUAUAAAAA